UCCUCUCGUUCGCGCAGAGAUCCCUGGGAAACCGAGUCCACGCUCUAAAUAAUUCAAGCCCCCAUUCCCUUCUCCUCCAACGCUAACAAGAUGCCGGCCGUACAUCACAAACUGCUCCUGGAGGAGGCUUUGCAGGACAGUCCUCAGACUCGCUCCUUGCUCAGUGUGUUUGAGGAAGAUUCUGGGAUGCUUACAGACUACACCAACAAGCUGCUUCAGUCAAUGCAGCGGGUGUUUGGAGCUCAGAGUGAGAUGGGAUUGGCCACAGAGCAGCUCUCACAGCAACUUCUGGAAUAUGAGAAGAAAAAUUUUGCCCUUGGAAAAGGUGAUGAGGAGGUAAUCACCACACUGCAGAGCUUCGCCAAAACUGUAGGGGAGCUGAACUCACUCCACUCUGAGCUAGCCAACCAGAUGGCUGACAGCAUGGUCUUCCCCUUGAUCCAGUUCCGAGAGAAGGACCUCACAGAGAUAAGCACACUGAAGGAAAUAUUUGGCAUCGCCACUGAUGAACAUGAGGCAGCUAUGGUCAAGUACAGCCGAUUGCCUAAGAAGAAGGAGAAUGAGAAGCUGAAGGCAGACUUGGUGAAGGAGGUGGCUUACACCAGAAGGAAGCAGCACCAGGCCUCACUGCAGUAUUACUGCGCUCUCAAUGCCCUGCAGUAUCGCAAGAGAGUUGCUAUGCUUGAACCCAUGUUAGGCUACACGCAGGCACAGAUCAGCUUCUUCAAGAAAGGCAUUGAGCUGGUGUCAAAGAAGAUGGACAACUUUCUCUCCUCUGUGUCCAACAUGACACAAAGUAUCCAGGCCCAGCUGGACACGGAGGCGGAGGCCAUGCGUGCGGCCCAGAGGGAGCUUCUGUCUGUGGAGGACACUGUCUACAUGCCAGAUAAGGACACUGAGCCUGUCAAUCGCACACUUAUCCAGAAGGCUGGCUACCUCAACAUUAGGAAUAAAACAGGCCUGGUAACCACAGCCUGGGACCGACUCUACUUCUUCACCCAGGGAGGGAACCUCAUGUGCCAGCCUCGUGGGGCGGUGGCAGGGGGCAUGGUGCUGGACCUGGACAACAGCUCCGUCAUGGCUGUGGAGUGUGAAGACAGACGUUACUGUUUUCAGAUAACCUCCCCCUCUGGCAAAACGUCAAUGAUUCUGCAAGCUGAAAGCAAAAAGGAGUAUGAAGAAUGGAUUUGCACUGUGAACAACAUCUCCAGACAGAUCUACCUGACUGACAACCCAGAGGCUGUGGCCAUUCGACUGAACCAAACUGCCAUCCAGGCAGUCACCCCCAUCACCAGCUUUGAGAAGAGACAAGAAGGCUCUCCCAACCCUGACAGAGCAAAGCCAGGAGGUGUACAUGCUACCAGCAGUGGUUCCCAGAAGUCAGGAGCUGCUCCUGAACCAGAGGACCUGAUAGCCCCUGGGACGCCCAUUCAGUUUGACAUCAUGCUGCCAGCCUCUGAGUUUCAAGACCAGAACAGAGCUGGAGGGAGACGCACAAAUCCAUUUGGAGAAACGGACGAUGACUGUUCAACAGAAAGUGAUGACUCCCUCCUGCAGCAGGUAUUUGCCGUGCGCUUCCUUGGCUCCAUGGCGGUCCGCUGUGGCGACAAUCAGGAGGUGAUCUAUGAGGCCAUGAGGCAGGUCCUGGCUGCCCGAGCCAUCCACAACAUAUUCAGGACCACUGAGUCCCACCUCAUGGUCACCAGCAGUAACCUCAGGUUGAUUGACCCUCAGACUCAAGUUACAAGAAUUAGUUUCCAGCUUGGAGAGGUGUGUCAGUUUGCAGCCCACCAGGAGAAUGGGAGGCUGAUGGGGUUUGUGGUUGAGGGCAGAGACUGGAGUGAUGGAGAUGAGGAGGGAGAGCCAUCAUUUAGCGCCUUUGUCUUCGAGAGCAACACAGAGGGCGAAAAGAUAUGUUACACCAUAAGCUUGGCGAAGGACAUUACAGAAGCCAAGAAGGACCCUGAGGCCCUGGCCCAGCUGAUGAAGAACAUGCCACUUACCAACGAUGGCAAGUUCCUGCUGCUGGAGCCUGAGACGGGUGACAUUACCAAUGGAGCAGGACAAGAAGACCUGGAGUCUGAGGCCUAGUCAGGACCAAAAAGAUAAACCCAAAACCAGGGCCACAGUCCGACUUUUACCCGGGAGAGAAGGCUUUCCUUGGAUGAAGGUUUCAUCACGAUCCCCAAGCAUUAACUCUGGUACUGUAACACCCAUAUUAGAGAGUGUAGUUCACUUCCACUGACCCUGUUUCACUAGAUCUCCAGUUUUUUUCGCUGUGAUAAAAGAAGACGAAAUUGGCAAGGUGGGCUACGUGGACAUAAAAGCAUAUCUCAUGGGCGCUCCAUUAGAUCUGCUUUUCCAUGGUCAAUCUGUAGCAUGGGUCUUGGAUUAGGAGUUUUGCCUGUGUUUUUACACCAUUGUGGGUGGUACCUUAAAGCAAAAGGGACACUAUAUAGGUAUUGAUUGUGUUUUCAUUGUCUUCUAAUAUCCUCAGCCAUGUAACAAAGGGCGGUGAGUCAUUUGCUUCAGUUUAGGUUUACAUAGUUUUAAAUCUGUCUGGUAAGUUUAUUUCUUUACUUUGUUUCACACGUUAACUUGUAUGUAAGGCUCUCUCGUGCAACUACUUUUUAUUAGUCAUGUACAAAAACAGUUAUUGCACUUCCAAGGUUUAUAUCUGUUUAAAAAUAACACUUAAUGCAGGAUGGAAAUUUGAAGACAAUGAAGGACUUAAAAAAUAGGUUAAAAUCAUGUCAGUUCCUUUUAGAUGCAGAGCAGUGACUGUUCUUAUUAUCGUUACUCUGUGUUGAGCAUAUGUGUCUUGAAGCAGUGGAAACAGGAGGCAAAAGUGAUUAGACUAAACUUUUUUGUUCUUUCUGACUUGAGCUACCAUUAGCUUACUCAGACUUGUUAUCCUGACUAUAUUAAGAUAUCCCACUAAAACUGAAUUACUGUCAUACUUGACAAAAUCCUCCAAUACCUGUCUUCAGAUGAUCCAUAUCUCAUAUCCUCAUUGUACAGCCAAGAUAUUCUUUAGUAUAAUUUUAAAACGCUCCAUUUCUUGAAAGCCUGUGUAAAUAUGAUCUGUCCGAGUGUCUAUAUGAUGUUUCAUCAGAUUCGGCUGCAUUAAAAGCUUUCAGAGGCAAUAUACUAGGACUGAUGGGGUGCAUGAUUAAAUUAUGGCGUUCUCUCGCUCGUUCCCUUCCCAGAUGAUUAAAACCUCUACACUGAGCAGUGAGAUGUAAUACAAAAAAAAAUCCACUGUAAUGUUACAGUAACACAUGUAGGCAGACCACAGUGGGUUAUUGCAUACUCAUUGAAAAGCAAUUUGCUCUUUGCUCAUACAUAUGAAUGCUAAUCAGAACAGAGAGCAGAUGGGAAAGUGAUUGAUCUGUGAAAUUCAUCCUUCCCUCUAGAUCCCAGUGCGGUUUUGUACCAUUUCAACUCAUUUGAGCUAUAACGCUGAUUUCGAUGGACAGUGCAAGCCCAUGAUUCUCUGUGUGAAGUUGACAGGUUUUCUACUGAGUGAUACAGACGAGGUCAAAGCCACUGACUUGACGUUGAUCGUGAAAGUUACAUUGUGUUGACCAGUGCGUUUGCUUGUCUGCUUGCUUUUUCUACUCUACGUCAGAGCUCAUGGCAGAAACAAAUGUAUAAAGUGUGGAUAUUUCAUGUAGAACUGCCUGCUCUACUGGUGAAAUAAUUAAGUUGGAUUGCUCGUUGUAAUUGAAAGAACUAAAGGAAUAGUUUGACAUUUUGGGAAAUGCACUUUCUCCCGUCUCACAGGCAGGUAGAUGAGACAGUUGAUAUAUUUACUGUACAGAUAUUACAGUAUAAUAACCAGCAGCCAGUUAACCAAAGGGUAAAAACACCAAUUGACUAUUAAAAGGAUCAUUAUGUGUCGGAUUGUUUCUUGACCCUAACCCUAACCCUAAGGCCUGCUUUGAGCAACUAGAGAAGCUAAUUGAAAACGUAUAUGCCAUCAGCAGGUAGUUGGUAGGUUUCUGGACAAAGACAGACUAUUACCUCUUUCCCAAGAGCUCAGUGGUCGUAGUUUUGACAGUGAUGAUGAUGUAAUCGCUGCUGUGGAACACAAAAGUUAUUAACUUCAAACUUUCUGCAUAAUCACUCAAAUAUUUGAACUUCAUGUGCAUAUAACAAGAGCUGUUUAACUUCUCUCCCUCUGAUGACCUUGCUCACAAACUCAGAUAAACUCGGGAUGAGCAUUUCCCUAAAUGUCAAACUUUUGCUUUAAGUCUUAACUAUUAACCAUUUUUAUUUUGGUUGUCUGAUGUAAACGCAGACUGUGGCAGGUUGUCCAAUGCUAUAAAAAAAAAUGUCCUUCCAAAAGACUUGUACCCUCCUUCCCUGGGUGCUGGUUAAGAUGCUUUAAUCACACCAUUAGAAGUCCAGCACAUACUUAGAGCAUUGGCCUCCAAAAAUCUUUUUCCCCAGUUUAACAACUUACACAAGCUGGUGUCUGUGUUGUUCCUUUGAUUGAUGGCUCAGGUGGUGAAAAGAGUUUCUCCAACUAAACCCCAUUCAGUCAAAGAAACCAAAUCCUCUUACUGUAUGUGGCCUGCUGCAGCCCAUUACACUUAUUACAGCUGUGCCGCUUAGUCUUGAUAUAUUCUUGCUUUGUAAGAUAUGCACUGUCAGGAAAAAUCUGGUACUCGUGGUGCAGAAAAUAUAUUUCUGUAAUAUAGCAAGGAAUGCAUUUUCUCCUUUUGCCCUCUGUCUUUUUGUAAAUGGCAAAAGUUGACAGAAUCCAAUACCCAUAAGGCUUUGCACUUAAUUUGACCUAGUUUUCUAAAACCAAUGUUAACAUGCAAUCUGUAAUAAAUAAGUAUUUUUUUCUUA
Molecule: messenger RNA, 4860 nt
Organism: Lates calcarifer (barramundi perch)
Lineage: Eukaryota; Metazoa; Chordata; Actinopteri; Centropomidae
Gene: appl2
Product: adaptor protein, phosphotyrosine interaction, PH domain and leucine zipper containing 2
Exons: 21
Coding region: 91-2091 (666 amino acids)
Biological process (GO): signaling
Cellular component (GO): endosome membrane; cytoplasm
Molecular function (GO): protein binding
Source: RefSeq, a predicted model, not a curated record